Messenger RNA from Thalassophryne amazonica, 2366 nucleotides. RefSeq names its product zinc finger protein 112-like. Gene Ontology annotation, molecular function: RNA polymerase II cis-regulatory region sequence-specific DNA binding; DNA-binding transcription factor activity, RNA polymerase II-specific. Lineage: Eukaryota; Metazoa; Chordata; Actinopteri; Batrachoidiformes; Batrachoididae. Gene Ontology annotation, biological process: regulation of transcription by RNA polymerase II. Gene Ontology annotation, cellular component: nucleus. The transcript has 5 exons. Bases 414 to 2342 code for a protein of 642 amino acids. The record is from RefSeq and is a predicted model, not a curated record.
AACAGUUGGUGGCGGUAAUGCACCGUGUCGGUUUGCAAACCGCCAAAAAAUCCGACAGAAGAAGAAGGAUCAGUCGGAACACUAGGGGGCGGUAACGUACUUUUUGAAUGCAAUGAUUUGUUGCUCUUUUAAACAGAAGUACUUUUUAAAACUUGUUUUUAAGUGGUGGUUAUUCCGUCAUUACUGUAGUUGCAGUAUUUAAGUCACUACACUUAAAAUUUGUGUUAUUAUUAUAUUACGCGAGCCCUGCGAUAAGACCCCGCCCGCUGAAUAUCCACCAUCCGACGAGCUAGCUAACUAGCUAGUUAGCUUUAUGCUAUUGUUGACUUUUAGGUCCAAUUUUCUUGACCUCAGUAGAUUAAAUUGUGACUUUCUGAGUUCUUUGAGGGCGAGGGGACAAUCAUCAAGCCAACAUGUGCUCCGUUGUCGGGUGUGAAUCGUGGCGUAGCAGCGCACAGCGAUUUAAUUUACCUGAAAAUCCUGAGAAAAGAAUGGAGUGGAUGGAGUUCCUCGCUCACGUCAACGGGCAACAUUUUAAAGAAUCGUCCUGGACCGAUAUAACUAUUUGUAGUCAUCACUUCUCAGAUGACUGCUUUAACUUACGUCCUGGCCUCUUCAGUGUGGUUCAGCUGAAGCCUGAUGCUGUUCCAACACUUAAUUUGAAGCUAGAGGCAACUGUGCCAUUGGAGCCUCUGGAAACUGCAGAUGCUGCAUGUCAGUGCAACAGAAUAGAAACAAAUGACAGUUCAUCUUCUCCUAAAGAACAUGAAGAAGCAGCAGGUGUCCCAGCACUCGCUGAUGCGUCACAUGCUGCCACAUCUGGAUGUGACACCAGGAAGAAACCUCUGAAUGUUGAUUUGAGCCAAAGAAAAGCUCUACUGCUGCAAGUGAAAGGAAGACAUGUUGUGAGUGAAAACUGUCUGCUCCAAUUGUUCCCCCGCAAGUGCCCAUCGUGUCGCAGCGAACUUCAGCUGGAGAAAAUCACCAAUGGGGUUGUCAUCAUGUUGAAACAGCAGUGCCUUCAGUGUCAUUACAAGAUUCAGUGGAGAAGCCAGACGAAGGCUAACCUCCCAAACGAUGAAGAACGGACUCUGACAGACAAAGACUCGACUUCCAGUGACAAACAGGCAGUGCCUGAGGAUGACUGUAUCUGCAGUGAGCCAUUUGUCUGUGAGAAGAUUACUUUCAGUGACAACGAUAUUGAUCCUUCAGAUGAACCAGAGGAAGAAAGUGAGGAAGAUGACUUGAGUUCUGAUGAGGACUGGAGUCCGUCAGAAGAGGAUAUCUUGGCUGAAGAGCUUAAGACGGAAUGUGAAGGGGAAAGUGAUGUUGACGAUGUGGUAGAGGUGGAGGAAAAAGUGAAGCCUUCUCCAGCUUCCUCCAAACCCAAUCAGCUCUGCACAGAGUGUGGGAAGUUUUUUAAUAAGAAGCGUCACAUAUGCGAGCACAAAAUCAAGCCUCACAUCUGCAUUAUUUGUGGCAGGAGAUAUGCGAAUGAGAAUGCUCUGAAGAGCCACAGCAGAGUUCACAAUGAAGGCUACGAGCAUCGCUGCAAAUACUGCUACGCUGGCUUCAAAACAAAGGCGGACAAACUGGUGCACGAGCAGACCCACUCAUCCAGCAACAAGCCUUAUCAGUGCGCCGAGUGCUCAGAGACUUUCUCCAGCUACAGAAACCGCAGCUUCCACCUGCAGCAUAAUCACAGCGGCUUUAAAAGAUUUACAUGUAAGGUCUGUGGGCUUGACUUCAGAGACGUAGACCAUUUCCAGAGGCAUAUGGUUGUGCACACAGGAUUAAAGCCUUACAAGUGUAUUGUGUGCCAACGCGGCUUCAGCCAGUCAACGCACCUCAAAAGCCACAUGCGUGUGCACACAGGAGAGAAACCAUACAAAUGCAAGUUUUGUGACAUGUGCUUCAAUCACAAUGUUAGCCUGAAGACUCACGUUCAGCGUUGCCACACAGCCAGUUCUGGAAAUGAUCAGAAGGAAACGCACAACCAGAAUGGGUGUGAAGGUGAGGCAAAGGAAAGCAGUGGCACCUCACAGGUGGUGGAAAACAAGAAAAGCAAAGGUACCGAAAAAGAGGAGAAACAGAAAAGGAGGAGAAGCACAGGAAGACCCAAAGGAAGACCCAAGAGAAGUGCACCUUAUCUGACCGAAGAGAGAAAACGUCGGGGUCCAAACGCCCAGGCGGCAAAAAUAAAGGUGCGAUAUGUAAACAGAACAGUGUACAGCGAAGAUGAAAGUGAUGAGGAGGAUCAGCAGCAGAAUGACAGUAACACACCCUUUUACUCAGAUGAAGACGAGGAUGGAGAGUUCAACAAAAAGAUCAAACUAUCCUAAUGGUGUCCCAGAGGAAGGAAUGAA